AUUUUUUAUAUUUUUCUAGUAUUAUUAUCCUUUUAUAAUUACUCUAGGUGCUAUAUUAUGUAAUUUGCUUUACGUAAAAAGGACGUUGAUGGACUUACACUAAGGCCAACAGUCCUCUAAUUUGACCCUAAUAUGACCCAUAGAUUAGGCCAUCCCUAUCAAUGAAGCAGAAUAGAGAAAGGAAAUGGGAGAGUACCAAGGUUGAUUUUCAAUACAAUGAUGAAUGCACUCAUUUGUAUGAUUGAAAGUGUGUUAGUGAAUGUAGUUAUUGAUACCCCGUUAUGGUUGAAUUUGAUAUUAAAAGAAAUAGAGUUUGUAUUAUUCUUGAACAUUUCUUAAGAGUUUAAAUGUAAUUGAAGGGACGCAACAUGGAAAGUCCCCACUCUGUGAACAGUCCAAGAAGAACUCUCAGUCUGUCAAAGCNGCGGAGGGCAACUGUGUCCUUUUUGGACCCUGAUGACAAAACCUCUGGCUUCGGAUUGUCUGGCGAUCAUGGCCCUAAGCCUUCUGAAGUUUAUGGUUUUGUAGGUUCUAUUACCACUGUUGUUGCUACAGUUAUUUUCUUCAUAUGGGCAUAUGUUCCAAAAUCAUGGCUACACUCUGCUGGCAUCUCGUACUAUCCUAGCAGAUAUUGGGCUUUAGCAGUACCAACAUAUGUGAUGGUGACCAUUAUUUUGAUGCUGGGAUUCUACAUUGGCCUUAACUUUAUUUCAACACCUUCGCCUUCUUCUUUAAACACAGUUUUUGAUGAAUUCAGUAGAGAUCCUUUGAGUAACGAGUGUUCUCUAGAAGAUGAAAAGCCCAUUGAUCCCAUUUCAGAUAUCGGCCUUGACAGAAUCAAUGAUGUUAUGUUCAAUAAUGCAACCUAACAGUCACACAUAUCUCUCAAUCCUNUUAUGAUGGGAAUUGCUAUCAAGCAAGUGCUGCUAAUUUGGGUUAUUGUAGGAGAAGCUAUAGCUACAGAGGUGAAAUUUAUUAAAUUGGUGUUGUGAGAGAAUGAUUUCAUUCCAUCUUACGGUAGAAUUUCCUUUUAACGCUGAUUUUUUUAGGUCUAGUUUUUAAAAGCUGUUAUCUGCUUAUUUUGGAGUUUUGAACCUUGCUACUUGAUGAAUUGGUGGUGAAGAGUUGUAGAUAAGGAAACGACCUCUUUGUUUAUAUGGGAAAUAUUAUAUAUCUGACUCUUGUCCCAGAAUUGUGGUUGUAUUUGUGCA
Messenger RNA from Vigna radiata var. radiata (mung bean), 1211 nucleotides. RefSeq names its product phosphatidylinositol N-acetylglucosaminyltransferase subunit P-like. Lineage: Eukaryota; Viridiplantae; Streptophyta; Magnoliopsida; Fabales; Fabaceae. The transcript is spliced from 4 exons. The record is from RefSeq and is a predicted model, not a curated record. The coding region runs from base 369 to 869 and encodes 166 amino acids.